Molecule: messenger RNA, 2066 nt
Organism: Tribolium madens (black flour beetle)
Lineage: Eukaryota; Metazoa; Arthropoda; Insecta; Coleoptera; Tenebrionidae
Gene: MCU
Product: calcium uniporter protein, mitochondrial
Exons: 6
Coding region: 20-1123 (367 amino acids)
Biological process (GO): mitochondrial calcium ion homeostasis; calcium import into the mitochondrion
Cellular component (GO): uniplex complex; mitochondrial inner membrane
Molecular function (GO): uniporter activity; calcium channel activity
Source: RefSeq, a predicted model, not a curated record
GCACUGACAGUAGAACAAGAUGGCGAUACCGCGAGUGUUGUGUCGCGUUCGCCUCCUAAUUCCCACCGACUUUUCAGUGAUUUCCAAAUACUCGCCGGUCGUAAAUAGUGUUUCAAUAAAUAAAUGUGCAAGGUUUCGACAUUCGAUACGACACUUUAGGACAAACUUUCCCGCGGGUUUAGUGUUAAAUACAUCGCAAAAACAGGAUCGAAGCUCGUCCUCUUCAUCAGACAGUGAUUCCUCAGACUGCGAUGAAGACGACGUAACGAUAGAAUAUCACCGCGGCUUGCCCCAAAUCACCGUGCCACUUCCCAGCAGAAGGGAACGAUGUAGGUUUACGCUGAAGCCGAUCUCGAACACAGUCGGCGAUUUCCUCGAGAUGCUGAAAAAGGAGGAUCGAGGUAUCGAUCGAGUGGUGUGCAAAAGCACAGAUGGGACAAGGAUAGCGUCCUCCACGACCAUCGAGACUUUAUUACAGGACGAUUUUAAAUUACUCAUCAACGAUAAUGCCUACAACGUGGAUUCGCCUAAGCAGGAACGGCUGACUACCGAAGAGGUUCAAGGGUUAAGCGACUUGAAAGCGCUAGUGAGUCGACUUUAUGAAGCUUUAAACGUACGAGACCACCAAUUGCAGAAAGAAGUCGAAUUGACGACGCAAUUGGAGACACUCCAGCAGGAAAUACUGCCUCUGGAGGAGCAGAAAAAGCUGGAGCUGGAGCAGGUGGCGAACAGACGCAGCAACUGGAUGGCAUGGGCCGGCUUGGGGCUAAUGUCGGUCCAGUUCGGUAUUUUGGCCCGUUUGACGUGGUGGGAGUACUCGUGGGAUAUUAUGGAACCCGUCACUUAUUUCGUGACGUACGGCACUGCCAUGGCCGCUUACGCCUAUUUCGUACUGACUCGCGAGGAAUACAUGUUAAACGAUGUUAGAGACAGACAGCAACUGCUUGUGCUUCACAAAAAAGCCAAAAAGACUGGUUUCGAUGUUAAUCAAUACAACGUUCUCAAAGACCAAAUAGCUAAACUAGAAUUAGAUUUAAAAAGGUUGAGGGAUCCUCUGAAAUUGAGGCUGCCGCCGAAAGCCAAGGAGGAGAAGAAGGCAGAAGAGGAGAAGGCGAAAGAAUGAUGCGUGGGAUGUUAUUUAUUGAAUGUAGGGUAGUGAGAUGCCAUUGCAGUAUAAGGGUUGAGGACUGUUACGAAGCUCAAUUUUUGUUAUUUAUUAAGGACUAAUGCAUGUUUUCGGCUGUAUAUAUGUACAUUUGUUGUUUAGUACAAGGGCGGAGGGCCAAGUGGCCCUGUAUGUAUUUUUUACCAAUAUAGAUAUUUAUUUUUUUAUUUUAUUUCUUUGUGCGACUUUGCCUCUCCGCGCCCCUAGUUGGCACUUGUGAUACUUUUACACAAAGACGACUAAUUUGCGAUAUUUCCAACCAAAGUUUAUUUUUUUAGCUUGUAUGUAUAUACAGUUGACGUUGACCGCUACCACCAUCAGGGAUUUUAGUACCUCUCUCCCAAUGCUUCUCUUCUAACAGCGAAUUUUGACAAAACUAAGCACAAAUCCGUCCUGUUUAGGAUGUAGUCGUUCUUCUUAGUAUUUUGAACACCAUCCGCUUAAUUACGUUUAACUUCCCUUUAAUUAUUAUGGUGCUAGGCUAUGUUAAUGCACUCGCGAUUGUAAUUGCACACUUUUUGCUGUGAUUUGGUAAUCCAACGAGAUACAAUCAUUUUUGCAUGUUUCGAAGCUUUAAUCUUUGACAUUUUUUCAAGUUUGUAAAUAUAGAUGAGCUUAAUUGUUGACUUUUGCACCUCCGCAGUGCCAAAGUGAGGUGAAUUUUGUAAAUCUUAUCCAGUUAUUGAGAUUUUUGACUUCCACUUGGAGACCUCUAUUAUCCUACUAGUGUAUAGUUCAUGGUUUUAUACUCGCGCCAGCCAUAUUUACUUAAGUAUAGCCUUCGUUUGUUGGUUUGUUUACAAUCUCAAGACUAGUGUGAUUCAUUUUAUUAUUGUGACGUUUGUACAUAUUCAAAUCUUUUAAUUGUAAUGACAUUACGAAAUAUACAAUUGUUGCCAAA